AUGCCUUCAUCCAAAAAAUCUAUAUCCAAAGAAGCUUUAGAGUAUAAUUAUGGCAUGAACAAUUUGCUUAGAUUGAAGAACUUACAAGAAUCGGUCAAAUGGGAAAUCGAAGAGAAGCGGCACAAGUUUUUACAUGAAUUUUACGCCUUGAUCCAAGAGCUGAGAGGCCCAAUUCCUUAUCUCCAGUACAUUUUUAAAAAGGAAGAAAUCGAUUUGUUCCUCGUCGAUGCGCUGAAACUCGAUGGCAGCGAGAUUCAGGCGGAUAAAAUCAUCGAGUUCUUGAUCAAAACCGAGUACAAAGACAAACCCGACGUUGAAAAAUACAGCCGCAAGAAACUUUUGCAUCGCAACACUCCGUUGCAUUAUCUGGCUAAAAACGAGUUCAAGGGUAGGAAUAACGUGAUCAAGGAUCUGUUUACAAUUUACGACUGUUUCGACGUGAAUUAUUACGACGACUCGGGCCUAACGCAUUUCCACGCAGCCUGUAAGUUUGGUUGCGUGGACGUCGUCGAGAAAUUCAUCGAGCUCGGCCAGGAUCCCAAUUGCUACGAGUGCGAAUCGGAGGAGAAAUACCCUCGUUCGCCGCUACAUCUGGCUUUGGAGUACGGCUCCAUAAGGGUAGCCGCUUUACUGUUGAGAAGCGGUGCCGACCCUAAUUCGGUCGGCGAAGAUGGAUGUACCCCUUUGCACGUCAUUUGCCAGAACGGUGAACUUUUGUCGCAAGCCCGUGAAAUGGAGAGAUUAUUCAAGUGCAGCAACGAGCGGUAUGCGCGGGUGAAAGUCGACGCUCGAGAUAAUCUAGGCCGGACGCCGAUGCACUACGCCGUGGCUCAAACAGAGGUGGGGUCCCUGAGCUUCGGCAGAGACAACCCAAUCGGAGUGCUGAUGGAACACGGCGCCGAUCCGAUGGCAGCCGACGCGGAGGGCUUGACACCCAUGCAUAUCAUUUGCCAAAAAGAUGUCGACGAUUCGUACGCGGAUACAUUCUGCGACAUGCUUCCAUCGACGGCCCUGAAGGAGACGUGCGUAGAGGCGCUGGACAAGUCGGGCAACAGACCGCUGCACUACGCACUGAGAGGCGGACUCCGGAGGACGUACGCGGCGCUGCUGAGACGAGGCGCCGAUGCGAAUCGCGCCAACGAGUACGGACAGACUCCGGCGCACAUGAUAUGCGGAAGAAAAGAAGACGACGGAUUGAUGGGGGAAUUCGUCGCGAUGAAUGACAUAAAAGCAUCGUUAAUGAGACCAGUUUCUCUGGCUCCGUUGGAGGUCGAUAGCCGGGACAGGUGGGGGCAGACGCCGCUCCAUUUGGCCGCGGCCAACGGCUUGAAGACAGCCACCAAAGUGCUGUUGAAGAACGGCGCCGAUUCUAAUGCGACCGACUCGAACGGAUCGACUCCUCUGCAUUUGAUUUGCACGAGCAAACACAACGACGACUUGGCCAAGAUCUUUUUUGCGAUCAACGACGAAAAACAGCAGCCGAUCAAGGUCAACGCCCGGGACAAUUCGGGCAACACGCCGUUACACUUGGCACUGAGGUACGCGGACAGAGUCUUGGCCGAGAUGCUGCUGAGGCGAGGCGCCGAUCCGAACCUGAUCAACCAUAAAGGAUCGACACCUCUGCACUUCAUGUGCGCGAGAGAGGACGACAAUGACUGGUUGGCGAGGGUAUUUUUCAGGGCCUGCGGCGACAUGGAGAAGACCGUGAAGAUCGACGCCCGGGACAAUCGGGUAAUCAAGGACGAGUUCAUUGAUUUUUCGGACGAGUUCAAAAUGAUACUGGCGUCUUGUCCACUGAACAUCCUCGGACAUCUCAAGAAAAGAGGAUACGAACUGGACCAAAGCGGCGCCCUCGUCGUCGUGAAAUUUUUCACCAGGUAUCGAUUGUUCAAGAUGUCGUCGGAUGUAACCAAGUGUUCGCGUUGCGCCGCGAAGCAGGCCAAAGAGGCGGGAACAUCAGACUCAGAGUCAGAGGAAUUUGAAAAUGUAUGCAUCGCUGCUAAAAGCCCCGGAGAAGCUUGCGUCGUGCACAAGGUCGAGAAGCAAACGAGGAAAUUCUUUCUAGAGUGGGCGCUGGAAUUUUUUAUGGAGCUUACGCGCGAUCGAGUGCCAUAUCUCUGCAGUUCACAGAUCAUGGAACAGUUGAGGAACAGAGAUUUAUGUAAUGUUUGCUUGGCGGGUGAAAUUCAAGAUCUGUAA
Molecule: messenger RNA, 2199 nt
Organism: Trichogramma pretiosum
Lineage: Eukaryota; Metazoa; Arthropoda; Insecta; Hymenoptera; Trichogrammatidae
Product: ankyrin-3-like
Exons: 2
Coding region: 1-2199 (732 amino acids)
Molecular function (GO): protein binding
Source: RefSeq, a predicted model, not a curated record